Messenger RNA from Miniopterus natalensis, 991 nucleotides. The record is from RefSeq and is a predicted model, not a curated record. Lineage: Eukaryota; Metazoa; Chordata; Mammalia; Chiroptera; Miniopteridae.
AUGAAGAGGGGGGUCCUGCUAGGGAGGCAGGACUGUGGAGAAGUGACAGUGGAGCUGAGCGUUCGGGGCAGUGGGGGGUACGAUUUAGAAGAGGUGUCCUAUGAGGAAAGGACCUGUGAAGGCGGGAAGUUUGCCACAGUGGAAGUGACAGAUAAGCCUGUGGAUGAGGCUCUACGGGAGGCAAUGCCCAAAGUCAUGAAGUAUGUGGGAGGCACCAAUGACAAGGGAAUUGGGAUGGGAAUGACAGUCCCUAUCUCCUUUGCCGUGUUCCCCAGUGAAGAUGGCUCCCUUCAGAAGAAAAUCAAAGUCUGGUUCCGGAUUCCAAACCAGUUUCAGAGCAGCCCGCCAGUUCCCAGUGACGACAGCAUUAAGAUCGAGGAGAGGGAAAGCAUCACCGUCUAUUCCAUGCAGUUUGGGGGUUAUGCCAAGGAAGCUGACUACGUAGCCCAAGCUGCCCAGCUGCGCACCGCCCUGGAGGGCACAGCCACUUACCGGAGUGACAUCUACUUCUGCACUGGGUAUGACCCGCCUAUGAAGCCCUAUGGACGUCGCAAUGAGGUCUGGCUGGUGAAGACCUGAGUCACUCAUUGAGCCAGCACUUCCAGGAUGUGUGCUUUGUCCCCUGACUGGGCGGGCAGGAGGGGCUUCGAACUGCAACUUCAGCUCAACCAAUUUCAAAGCCAGUUACUGCCAGUCCCCUGAAAUAAACAUGUUCGAUACACUAGGGCUUUUUUUCUCCUGGUGGGAAAUACAGCGGAGAUAGGCCGCCUCCCUCUCAUUGAUUUAGAACGUUCUAUUGUACACCAGGAAAACCCCAGCAGCAUUUUCCCAGCUACCUGGGUCUCAAAAAACUGAUAUUUUAAAAUUGUUGAAUCUGUAUUUUUGUAAUUGAGGGGAAAUGUAAUUUGUGUGCAAUCUUUCAUCUGCAAUUCUUGUAAGAGCCUUGUCUAAAAAGAAACUGAAAAUAAAGUUCUUUGACUUAAACAGCUGA